UGUAAUUUUGUUUGGCUGAGGGCUAACUGAGAGACCCGCCUGUGUGGAAAUUCGUGAGGGACAGAUCUGUAAUUUUGGGAAAAAUACAGACCUGGUACUAACCGGAUUCCUACAGCUACCCUAACUGCCUAUAGCAGGCCCAGGCUACCCUAGGACAGACAGGCCCUAAGUGGCCUAUACUGCUAUACGGUCCUAUAGCCUUUAGCCGGAGAUUCCCACAUAAAGGCACCCCCUACUGACGAGAUUGACUUUGGCACCAUUCAAGAUGAGCCAAGAGGUAACCCAAGAUGUCACUGAUCCAAGGGACAGGGAUUGGCGUCCCAGCCGCAAAUGUAUCCUUAUGCCCUCUCAGAUUGAAGAGUUACCUGACUGGAUGGGCACGGAAGCCACCGUGAAAGCACUUUAUGCUCCAGGCUCCGAGAGGUUCCAAGUUGGUCGUAAACACGCAUCGCUGCAGGACAAGUUGAACUGGGGAAUAGAUACGAGUAGAAGCUGCGCCUCUUCUUCAGGAUCCUGGGGUCCCCGUCCAUCGACGUCAACUGGAUACGAGGGUCAUGGGCAAGACGAACCGGGUCCGAGUGGAGCUGGACCAUCUAGUGCGAGGAAAUUCUCAGUGGUCAAUGACCCAGUGUUGACAUGGCUAACCCAGGAAACAGUUGGUCCUGGAAAACUCGACCCGCGUUUCUCGGAGCCAAGGAAUUUAGAUGCGGCAGGUCUUCCGUAUUGGUGCAACUCCCGGAGAAUACGAUCCAAAAAGCAUGUUCCCGCCUCGUACCUGUACGGUCAAGAGAUUCUGCACCCAGGGAAGAGAGUGGACAUACCACAUGUCAGUCGAAAGGUGACUGAUCCCAUCGGGCAGAAAGGGUACAUAGGGGAUAUUGGACCUGCGCCCUUACUGUUCGUCAGACAGAUAAGGGCACAUCCCAAGCCCUUGAUCAACCACCAUUUCAUACCAAAUUCGGUAUGCCAGUUCGACUACGAUAAGGCUGUGAAACACAAGUUUCGGAUGCUAGGAGCCGGGGAUUCCAAGCCUAUUGUCGAUACAGCUCGAACCAUGGGUCGAGGGGUGCCCGGACCAGGGGAGGAAUGGGGUCAGAAGACCAUGUUCAGAAAGCUCAGCAAUGUGCGUGCCGCUUCCUGGAGCCCCGACGUGAUACGGUACCGCUACUCAGGAGGCAUCUGCCCAAAAGAAUACAAGUUUCAGGCAAACACCACGCAGCGCGACUAUGGGGCCUGGGACAAACAGAGCAAGAAAAGCUUUUCUGAUUCUAAGCAGGGAUACAACAAGAAUUGCCAAAGGGGGAAAGGAGACAAUAGACUAUUUUCAGGAUUUCUGUAUGAGGUUCGGGACGCAUGUGCUUACGUGCCCAAGAAGUAAACCUGGUGCGAUCCUGCUGUUCCUAGGACCGUCGCCAGGUUCACAAGAGGGUAGGGUGACGCCCAAGAAACGGUGGGUGUUGCAGAACACAAGAUUACUGAACCUGGUCCUUUGUUGGCUCAGUCAUUCAUUCAUCGGUUUACACCCAGCCAUCCUCCAAGACUGCUGAACCUGGUCCAUUUCCAUUCCUGGUACAGACGGACGUAUGGUGCAGAACAUCAUACUUCAGACUUGGUCAACCUGGUCCAUUUCUGUGAACCUGAUGGUCCUUUGCUCUGGUUCAAGACAGACUGAACCUUGCUCAGUUCUGGUUUCUUCAAUGGAUCAUUUCCGUUCAGCACAACACCAGGAGAGAGAGAGAGAGAGAGAGAGAGAGAGACAGAGAGAGACACAGAGAGAGACACAGAGAGAGAGAGAGAGAGAGAGAGAGAGAGAGAGAAUGCAUAUUUUAUUAUUUUCACAUGUGAUAAUGCAUAUUUUUUUUAUUAUUUUCACAUCUGAUAAUGCAUAUUUUCACAUCUGAUAAACCAGCUUCAUGCCU
Chara braunii is the source of this 1919-nucleotide messenger RNA. The record is from the annotation of a GenBank genome assembly. NCBI's taxonomy places the organism in Eukaryota, Viridiplantae, Streptophyta, Charophyceae, Charales, Characeae.